GCCACCCUCGCACACCUUUCUUUCUCGGUUCCUCCACUCGCUCUCCGAAGAAGACGAAGAAUGCUCUUCACAAUGGACUUACGGCCGAGUUGAGAUGGUCCCAUUUAUGUCUUUCUACUCGGAUGCUGUUUAGCGUCGCGUCUCCUCCGGUGUUCGCAUCAUGGCAACCAUCGGGGAAUUCGACCCACUCCACACGAGAGUCCCCGCAACUAAAAUAGAAGUUACCGUCUCGUGCCGGAGUCUUCUGGAUGUGGACACAUUCUCCAAGUCUGAUCCUGUGGUGGUUCUCUAUUUGCAGGCAAUAGGAAACAAAGAGUGGAGGGAGUCCGGCCGGACAGAGGUGAUCGAUAACACCCGGAACCCGGAUUUUGUCAGAAAGUUUGUCUUGGAUUUCUUCUUUGAAGAAAAGCAAAAUCUAAGGUUUGAUGUGUACAAUGUGGACUCCAGAAGCUGCAACAUUUCCAAACACAAGGAUUUUUUGGGCCAGACGUUUUGCACCCUUGGAGAAAUCAUUGGUUCCACGGGAGGGCGGCUGGAGAAAACUCUUUCUGGAAUUCCAGGGAAGAAGUGCGGGGUCAUUAUCUUAACUGCUGAGGAGCUCAGCAACUGCAGGGAUAUUGCGACUAUGCAGUUGUGUGCCAACAAGUUGGAUAAGAAAGACUUUUUUGGCAAGUCAGACCCCUUCCUGGUUUUCUACCGCAGCAAUGAAGAUGGAACAUUCACCAUCUGCCAUAAAACGGAGGUGAUCAAGAACACGUUGAACCCGGUUUGGCAGCCCUUCACCAUCCCCGUUCGAGCUCUUUGCAACGGCGACUAUGACAGGACUGUAAAAAUAGACGUCUAUGACUGGGAUCGAGAUGGAAGCCACGACUUCAUUGGCGAGUUCACCACCAGCUACAGAGAACUGUCUCGCGGACAGAACCAGUUCAACGUCUAUGAGGUUUUGAAUCCCAAGAAGAAGGGCAAAAAGAAGAAGUAUGUCAAUUCAGGAACUGUAACUCUGCUGUCCUUCAAAGUGGAGUCCGAGUACACCUUUGUGGAUUUCAUCCGAGGAGGGACGCAGCUGAACUUCACUGUUGCCAUAGACUUUACAGCAUCAAAUGGUAAUCCAUCCCAGCCCACCUCACUCCACUAUAUGAGCCCGUACCAGAUGAAUGCAUAUGCCAUGGCCCUGAAAGCGGUGGGUGAGAUUAUCCAAGACUAUGACAGUGACAAGCUCUUUCCUGCCUAUGGCUUUGGCGCUAAGCUGCCCCCUGAUGGCAAAAUCUCCCACGCAUUCCCACUGGGUGGCAACAGUGAUAAUCCAAACUGCGUCGGCAUUGACGGAGUCAUGGAGGCCUACUUCCAAAGCCUCCGAACAGUGCAGCUAUAUGGACCGACCAACUUUGCGCCUGUUAUCAACAAAGUUGCAAACUGUGCGUCAGAGAUAACAGAUGGCUCGCAGUACUUUGUCCUGUUGAUGAUCACAGAUGGAGUCAUAUCUGACAUGGUCCAAACCAAAGAGGCCGUGGUCAAUGCAGCAUCACUCCCGCUGUCUAUAAUCAUCGUAGGUGUUGGGCCCGCUGAGUUUGAUGCAAUGGAAGAGCUGGAUGGAGAUGAGGUGAGAGUAUCCUCCAGAGGGCGCCUCGCUGAGAGAGACAUUGUCCAGUUUGUUCCAUUCCGAGACUACGUGGACCGAUCCGGAAACCAAGUCCUCAGCAUGGCGCGGCUGGCAAAGGACGUCCUCGCCGAGAUCCCCGACCAACUGUUGUCCUUCAUGAAAAGUCGAGGAAUCGAACCGCGGCCGGGAAUCUCUUCCUCGCCACUUCCGUAACUGCGCCAAGUCAUCCCACUCGCCCCCCCCCUCCCAUAACCGAAAUUCUCUUCUCCUUUUUGACUCAUCUCCACGACCAACAAGUGAAGCCACUUUGGUUCUGUGCAGUGAACAAAAGUCUCAUCUCUUCUCGCCGCCAGUCAAGUAAAAGCGCGGCAAAGCGCUGACACCAACCGCGUCCUCGCUUCAUUUGCACUUCAAAGCUAAAAUAAACAGCAACCUCGCUUUGUAUUGAUUUCUCAACAGAAAUCAGAUUAUCGAUGUAAAAUAAAGCUGCCAUGGGGCAGUGAUGGUCUUGGCAUUGCCUUAAAGCGCUGCUUACGUCCGAGCACUCGAGGGCAAAUUUCUCGGGUUUUCAAUAAUAUACUGCAACAUAUUAAUUUGCCUAGUGCUCUGUUCCUCGGUUCAUUUCUUUCUUUGGUCUGUUGAUUUUUUUUUGGGGGGGGUGGGGGGUUACAAGUUCUAAUUUUACAACAUUGAAAACUCACUUUUAUUAAUACUCACUUGAAUAGAAUUAGUAAACUGUUGCCUGGCAUGUACGUACAUCCAGUUGUAUCUUCGUUCAGAUCACGCAACACUUUCACACACAACUACACGCGCGCAAUUCGUUUUGCCACACCCGCCCAUCUUUUCACUGCGUGAAGUGAGGCUGGGUGCAGAUUUGCCCUCCCGCUGUGAGAGAAAUGCCAGUCUCCCUCGCUGGCUGCCCUGCAGAGAGGAGGAAGAGGCGGAAAAAGAGGGAGCAAAGAAAUGAAGAGUGAGGCACGCGCACAUGAGCGAGCAAGGAAGUGCGGAGCCGAGUGAGGAGGACAAAAGGAAGAUCCGGAGACUUUUAACGUGAUGCAUGAAAUGAAGAUGGAGGAUGGCGGGUGAUGUAAAAUGGUAGACGACAAUGAGAUUCACAAAAAGGCACAUAUUUCACUUUCUGAUGAGCAUUGUAUGCAUUAUUGUGGAGAAGAAGCUCGUUGAUGGACAAAUGCACAUACUUUGAAAAGCAAUAGACUUGACUUUGAGUGGAGGAUUGCCCUCUGCAUGCCUCCCUCCCACCUUCCCCCGCUAUUUAUUUCCUCGCCCCGCCACGACUUUGCUGGUUGUCAGAAACUGAGCCGUGAACAAAUGUCGCCCUCUUGUGGCCAUCACUUGUACAGACAACCUAUCUGUAUUAUGCAUGAAAACCACGAUGAUCAUUAUACACGGUCGUCUUUAUAAUAGUGAUGAAAUGACUUUACAAUUCAGUCUAAUUCAUCCGGCAGGUGUAUUUUUUUAAUAUGUAUUUUUCUUUCGCGUGGAGAUGGUGGCUUAAGAGAAUGCUGUAAACAUUUGUGCAAGUUUGUGGAUCAGUUUUAUGGCCUUGUAUUCUGACAAUAGAUGAUGUUGUCCUCGAGUCCCUUGCAUGUUGGGGAAUUCACGUGUAAGUGUUCCAAUUAGUCUGAUCACUGCUAUUCAAUAGAUUAGUGAUAUACUAAGCGGCCACAACAUUCGGUACACUUUUACAGAGCUCCAGUACAACUGCUGUUCUGAAAAAAAAAAGAAUGAUUUUUUUACAAUGACCAUAAUGCUCAGUUUUAUAAAGCUUGAUUUUUGUGGUUGGCCAUCGUGUAGAAGUGCACUGAGAUAUUUUGGUCGUAAUACUCUCUAGUUGAACUCAAAAUGAGAAACAGCGGUGGCGUACUUAAUUCUGUGGCUGUUGGUGCACGUCAGAAAAACCGGAAUUUUACUCGUCGAUCAAGUGCUGUGUGCAUUGUCUAGCAAAGACCAAGCAAACCUGUCAUUUGGAUCAUUUGUCAUACUCUACACUUAUAUAUAUAUAAUAUUUUCAAAGCUCAGCAAGACACUAGCUCAUUGAGUUAAGUAUUCACACUGAGAGCGCUUGAAGCCUGUGGUCUUUAUUUAACAAUCGAUUAUUUUUAUCUGUCUCUCAUCACUGGCUUAUGCAUGUAUAGACAUGUCCAUGCAUAGCUGUGCAGAAAAUAAGUUUUCAUUCGUUAUGUGGUUUAAAAAAUAUAUAUAUAUACCAAAAAUAAAAUCUGGUUUCACACUAGACGCUUGCUAGCAAUACAGCAAACUUUUAUAAUCUGUGUGAUGCUGCGUCUAUGUUGUAUUUUGGUGUAAUAAAUGUUUGAACUGCUUA
Hippocampus comes (tiger tail seahorse) is the source of this 3944-nucleotide messenger RNA. Its product is annotated as copine-9. The record is from RefSeq and is a predicted model, not a curated record. NCBI's taxonomy places the organism in Eukaryota, Metazoa, Chordata, Actinopteri, Syngnathiformes, Syngnathidae. The coding region runs from base 161 to 1813 and encodes 550 amino acids. Gene Ontology annotation, molecular function: calcium-dependent phospholipid binding. Gene Ontology annotation, cellular component: plasma membrane. Gene Ontology annotation, biological process: cellular response to calcium ion. The transcript is spliced from 21 exons.